Corylus avellana is the source of this 2176-nucleotide messenger RNA. Its product is annotated as protein DETOXIFICATION 40. Gene Ontology annotation, biological process: xenobiotic detoxification by transmembrane export across the plasma membrane. NCBI's taxonomy places the organism in Eukaryota, Viridiplantae, Streptophyta, Magnoliopsida, Fagales, Betulaceae. Gene Ontology annotation, cellular component: membrane. The record is from RefSeq and is a predicted model, not a curated record. Gene Ontology annotation, molecular function: antiporter activity; xenobiotic transmembrane transporter activity.
CCUAAUAUUUUUCAGAGGUAAGAUAGACGUUCUAGUGGCUAUCCUCCAUCUGAAAUCCCUUUCUUUGUAAACCUUCAUAAAUAUUUACAAUCAUUGAGAGAGAGAGAGAGAGAGAGAGAGAGAGAAUGGAGUCGGUUGAGAAUGAGCUGCAUCAACCAAUAUUAGAGUCGAAAACAGCAACAGUUGAGCCAUCAGUGAUCAGCACCGCACUAGAAGACGUUCUAUCAAACACGCAGCUUUCAUACUUCCGGCGCCACCAAUCUGCCACAUGGCUUGAGCUGAAAACCCUCUUCCGCCUCGCAGCCCCCGCCGUCGUCGUUUACUUGGUCAACAACCUCACCUCCAUGUCCACCCAAAUCCUCUGCGGCCACCUCGGCAAUCUCGAGCUCGCCGCCGCCUCUCUCGGAAACAACGGCAUCCAAAUAUUCGCCUACGGCCUCAUGCUUGGAAUGGGGAGCGCCGUGGAGACACUGUGCGGGCAGGCUUUCGGUGCGCACAAGUACGAAAUGCUUGGAGUAUAUCUCCAGCGAUCAACGAUCCUCCUGAUGUCGACAUCUGUCCUAGUUAUGUUCAUCUACAUUUUCUCCAAGCCCCUCUUGCUCCUGCUAGGCGAAUCAUCCUCCAUUGCCUCGUCAGCUGCAGUAUUCGUGUACGGACUCAUCCCACAAAUCUUUGCCUACGCUGCAAAUUUUCCAAUCCAAAAGUUCCUCCAAGCGCAGAGCAUAGUGGCGCCGAGCUCCUACAUCUCUGCCGCUACGUUUGUGGUGCACGUGUUGCUGAGCUGGCUGGUGAUUUACAAGCUGGGCUGGGGGCUGCUGGGCGCAUCCUUGACGCUCAGCUUCUCAUGGUGGGUCAUAGUGAUUGCGCAGUUUGUGUACAUCUUGACGAGUGAAAAAUGCAAGCGUACGUGGAAUGGUUUUAGCCUGCAGGCUUUCUCUGGCCUCUGGGAGUUUCUGAAAUUGUCUACUGCAUCCGCUAUAAUGCUUUGCCUCGAGACUUGGUAUUAUCAGAUACUUGUGUUGAUCGCUGGCUUGCUUCCAAAUGCUGAGAUUGAGCUGGACGCUCUCUCCAUCUGCAUGACAAUAUCUGGAUGGGUGUAUAUGGUCUCAGUGGGAUUCAAUGCGGCCGCAAGUGUGAGGGUGAGCAAUGAGUUGGGGGCAAAGCACCCGAAAUCAGCAGCAUAUUCAGUUGUGAUAGUAACUCUAAGCUCUCUCGUCAUCGCCUUGAUCUGCGCCAUCCUUGUUCUUGUGCUGAGACAUGUCAUGAGCUAUGUCUUCACCAGUGGCACUACUGUUGCUGAUGCUGUCUCUGAACUCUCUCCCUUCCUGGCCGUCUCUAUCAUACUUAACGGGAUCCAACCCGUUUUAUCCGGAGUUGCUGUUGGUUGUGGAUGGCAAGCAUUUGUGGCAUACGUUAAUGUGGGAUGUUACUACGUAAUUGGUAUCCCCGUGGGUGCAGUUCUGGGCUUCAAGUUCAACCUUGGAGCUAAGGGUAUAUGGUCUGGCAUGAUAGGGGGAACUUUUAUUCAGACUCUCAUCUUAUUAUGGGUCACAUUUCGGACAGAUUGGAAUAAAGAGGUUGAAGUUGCCCAGAAGCGUUUGGAUAAGUGGGAUGAGAGCACUAGCAUUGAGAAGGAGCCUCUUUCGAACAAUUAAUACCUCUUGAGUAAUGCACUAAAUUACAUUUUUAUUUUAUAAUUAUUUAAUAAUGUUAAUGUAGCAGUCUCAACCAAUAUUUGUAUUAAUUUUUUUUUUCUUAAAAAAAUAAUAAUUCAAAAAUUUGUUGAGAUUGCUACAAUAACAUUGUAAAAUAACUACGAGAUAAAAAUGCAAUAAAUAGCAUUUCUCAUGCCGUUUUUCCGUCAAGUAACAAGCCCACCAUCCUUAACUUCAUAAGCCUACAACGAUACUUAUGGCUGAUCAUGAGGCAUCCAUUUUGGUACCAUUUUCGAUCCAUCUGCUAUUGAAAUGUUUAGAUUGAUUGAUUUAAUAUUUCUUUGUAUCUUUUUUUUUUUGUUUUUUUUGGUGGGGGCGGCAUUUCGGCUAGACGGAAUGCUAAAAUAAUAGCAAGAUGAGUUGCAUUCGCCUAAGCAAUUUGGAUAAAAAUUUGGUCAGCUACUAUAGAGCUCACCAAAUUUUGGUCAGUACUAUACGCUCACCAGACGUUAAAAAAUGUU